AUGUUGACAAAUCUCUACAACAAAGCAUUUCACGGACAUUAUUUAGACGCCCAAGCAACAUCGAUUCUUGACCCACGUGUUCUUGAUGCAAUGUUGCCAUUUGAAACACACAAACAUGGAAAUCCACAUUCAACUCAACAUGGAUUUGGCAAAGAAGCUCACGGUGCAGUCGAAAAGGCAAGAAAAGAUAUUGCACGUGCAAUUAAUGCAGAGCCAAAUGAAAUCAUCUUUACUGGUGGUGCAACAGAAUGCGGAAAUAUCUCAAUUAAAGGAUCUAUGAGAUAUUUGAAGCAGAAAGGCAAAAAGCAUUUGAUCGUUUCAAAUGUUGAGCACAAAUGCAUUCUCGAAAGCGCUUUAGAUUUAGAACCAGAAGGUUUCGAAGCUACAAUACUUCCUGUAAAGAAGGAUGGAACUGUUGAUCCUGCAGAUGUUGAGAAAGCAAUUCGUCCUGAUACAGGAUUGGUCUCUUGCAUGGCAGUAAAUAACGAAAUCGGAACAAUUAAUCCACUUGCUGAUAUUGCUCAGAUGUGCAAAGCUCAUGAUGUUUUAUUCCACACUGAUGCAGCUCAAGCAUUCGGAAAAAUCCCAAUUGAUGUCAAGAAAAUGGGUAUUAACUUGUUAUCUCUUACUGGCCACAAGAUUCACGGUCCAAAGGGCAUUGGAGCUCUUUUCAUCGGCUCUAAGCCACGUGUUCGUGUAGAACCAAUCGUUAGUGGUGGUGGCCAAGAGAGAAAUAUCAGAUCUGGAACUUUGGCUGUUCCAUUAAUCGUUGGUCUUGGAAAAGCAGCUGAAAUUGCUUACAGAGAAAUGAAAUAUGAUUCUCCUUAUGUUGAAUCUCUUGGAAAAUAUCUCAUUUCGGAAAUUCAGAGGAAACUUCCAAAGGCAACAUUCAACGGAAGCUUAGAGCAUCGUUGGUUCGGUUGCGUUAAUGUUUCUUUGAAUACAAUCGAAAGUGCAAAAUUAAUGACAAAAAUACCAGAAUUUGCCUUCUCAUCUGGCUCUGCCUGCAUUCAUAAUGAUGACGAGCCUUCAUAUGUCCUUAAAGCUAUUGGUCUUUCCAAACAAGCUGCGAAAACUACAGUUCGCAUCGGACUUUCCAAGUUUACAACGAAGGAAGAUGUUGAUCUCUUCCUUAAGAAGUUAGAAGAACUCCAAUAA
Molecule: messenger RNA, 1158 nt
Organism: Trichomonas vaginalis G3
Lineage: Eukaryota; Parabasalia; Trichomonadida; Trichomonadidae
Product: IscS/NifS-like protein
Exons: 1
Coding region: 1-1158 (385 amino acids)
Biological process (GO): iron-sulfur cluster assembly
Cellular component (GO): cytosol; mitochondrion
Molecular function (GO): cysteine desulfurase activity
Source: RefSeq, a predicted model, not a curated record